Acanthosepion pharaonis is the source of this 3258-nucleotide messenger RNA. NCBI's taxonomy places the organism in Eukaryota, Metazoa, Mollusca, Cephalopoda, Sepiida, Sepiidae. The record is from the annotation of a GenBank genome assembly.
AUGACUCAUUCCAUCCAGACUCGGACUAUUCGCUCAGUUUGUUUAUCUAUCUAUCUAUCUAUCUAUCUAUCUAUCUAUAUCAGUAUGUUCAUUAUCUAUCUAUCUAUCUACCUAUCAUGUUCAUAUCUGUCUCUCUUUUCUCAGCAUGUUCAUCUAUCUAUCCUAUGUAUCCUAUCUAUCCAUUAUCUAUAUCAUCUAUAUCUUCAUUAUCUAUCAAAUAUCUAUCUAUUUAUCCCUAUCUAUCUUUAUCAGUAUCAUAUCUAUCUAUCUAUCUAUCUAUAUCAGUAUGUUCAUUAUCUAUCUAUCUAUCUAUCUAUCUCUAUCUAUCUAUCUAUCUAUCUCAGUAUGUUCAUAUCUAUCUAUCUAUUUAUCUAUCUAUCUAUCUCAGUAUGUUCAAAUCUAUCUAUCUAUUUAUCUACCUAUCUAUCUUUAUCAGUAUGUUCAUCUAUCUAUCUAUCUAUCUACCUAUCUAUCUAUAUCAGUAUGUUCAUAUCUAUCUAUCUAUCUAUCUAUCUUUAUCAGUAUGUUCAUCUAUCUAUCUAUCUAUCUAUCUAUAUCAGUAUGUACAUAUCUAUCUAUAUCAGUAUGUUCAUCUAUCUAUCUAUCUAUCUAUCUCAUAUCUAUCUAUCUAUCUAUCUAUCUAUAUCAGUAUGUCUAUCUAUUUAUCUAUCUAUCUAUCUAUCUAUCUAUCUAUCUCAGUAUGUUCAUAUCUAUCUAUCUAUAUCAGUAUGUUCAUAUAUCUAUCUAUCUAUCUAUCUCAUUAUGUUCAUAUCUAUCUAUCUUAUUAUGUUCAUAUCUGUCUAUCUCAUUAUGUUCAUAUCUAUCUAUAGCAUGUUCAUAUCUAUCUAUAGCAUGUUUACUCCAAAUGUCAAGUCAUAUGAUCCAUUGGGAGAGAGGGUGCGAAAAAUGGUCAUCUAUUGUUCUAUCCUUCUACCGUCUAUAUCUAUCUAUCUAUCUAUCUAUCUAUCUAUCUAUCUAUCUAUCAGUAUCUUUUGUUUAUAUCUAUCUAUCUAUCUAUCUAUCUAUCUCAGUUUGUUUAUAUCUAUCUAUUUGUUCAUAUCUAUCUAUCUAUCUAUCUAUCUAUCUAUCUCAUUUGUUUAUAUCUAUCUAACUUUGUUCUCUAUCUAUUUAUCUAUCUAUCUAUCUAUCUAUCUAUCUAUCUAUCUAUCUAUCUAUCUCAGUUUGUUUAUGUUCAUAUCUAUCUAUCUAUCUAUCUCAGUUUGUUUAUAUCUAUCUAAUAUUGUUCAUAUCUAUCUAUCUAUCUAUCUCAUUUGUUUAUAUCUAUCUAUCUAUCUAUCUAUUCAGUUUGUUUAUAUCUAUCUAAUAUUGUUCAUUUCUAUCUAUCUAUCUAUCUAUCUAUCUAUCUCAUUUGUUUAUAUCUAUCUAAUAUUGUUCAUUUCCUAUCUGUCUAUCUAUCUAUCUAUCUCAUUUUCUAUCUAUCUAUCUAUCUCCAGUUUGUUUAUAUCUAUCUUUUGUUCAUAUCUAUCUAACUUUGUCAUAUCUAUCUAUCUAUCUAUCUCAGUUUGUUUAUAUCUAAAACUAUCUAUCUAUCUAUCUAUCUCAGUUUGUUUAUAUCUAUCUAAUAUUGAUAUCCCCCUAUCUAUCUCAGUUUGUUUAUAUCUGUCUAAUAUUGUUCAUAUCUAUCUAUCUAUCUCAGUUUGUUUAUAUCUAUCUAAUAUUGUUCAUUUCUAUCUUCUAUCUAUCUAUCUAUCUCAGUUUGUUUAUAUCUAUCUAAUAUUGUUCUUAAUCUCAUUUGUUUAUAUCUAUCGACAAUCUAAUCUAUCUAAAUCUAUCUCAGUUUAUAUCUAUCUAACAAAUCUAAUCUAUCUAUCUCAGUUUGUUUAUAUCUAUCUAACAUUGUUCAUAUCUAUCUAUCUAUCUAUCUAUCUAUCUAUCUAUCUAUCUAUCUCAGAACAACUUGAUUCCUUCUACCGUGCAUAUCUAUCUAUCUAUCUAUCUAUCUAUCUAUCUCAUUUCUAUCUAUCUAUCUCAGUUUGUUUAUAUCUAUCUAUCUCAGUUUGUUUAUAUCUAUCUAACUUUGUUCAUAUCUAUCUAUCUAUCUAUCUAUCUAUCUAUCUAUCUAUCUCUCAGUUUGUUUAUAUCUAUCUAAUAUUGUUCAUAUCUAUCUAUCUAUCUAUCUAUCUAUCUCAGUUUGUUUAUAUCUAUCUAAUAUUGUUCAUAUCUAUCUAUCUAUCUCAGUUUGUUUAUAUCUAUCUAAUAUUGUUCAUUUCUAUCUAUCUAUCUAUCUAUCUAUCUAUCUAUCUAUCUCAGUUUUUUGUUUAUAUCUAUCUAAUAUUGUUCAUUUCUUUCUAUCUAUCUCAGUUUGUUUAUAUCUAUCUAUCUAUCUAUCUAUCUCUCCAGUUUGUUUAUAUCUAUCUAACAUUGUUCAUAUCUAUCUAUCUAUCUAUCUCAGUUUGUUUAUAUCUAUCUAAUAUUGUUCAUUUCUAUCUAUCUAUCUAUCUAUCUAUCUCAGUUUGUUUAUAUCUAUCUAAUAUUGUUCAUAUCUAUCUAUCUCAGUUUGUUUAUAUCUAUCUAAUAUUGUUCAUUUCUUUCUAUCUAUCUAUCUAUCUAUCUAUCUCAUUUGUUUAUAUCUAUCUAACAUUGUUCAUAUCUAUCUAUCUAUCUAUCUCAGUUUGUUUAUAUCUAUCUAACAUUGUUCAUAUCUAUCUAUCUAUCUCUAUCUCAGUUUGUUUAUAUCUAUCUAACAUUGUUCAUAUCUAUCUAUCUAUCUAUCUAUCUAUCUAUCUAUUCAACCUAAAUAAAGCUGAUGCUGGUGAACAGAAAUACAUAACCGCUACCUUUCCGACACCCGGGCGAAAAUGUUCAGCGCCUACCCUUUCCGACAAUGUUCAGCUCCUACUCUUUCCGACACCCGGUCGACAAUGUUCAGCUCCUAACCUUUCCGACACCCGGUCGACAAUGUUCAGCUUACACCCUUUCCGACACCCGAUCGACAAUGUCCAGCGCCUACCCUUUCCGACACCCGGUCGACAAUGUUCAGCUCCUAUACUUUUGACACCCGGUCGACAAAUGUAUUAUUCCGACAAUGUUCUCCUACUCUUUUCCGACACCCGCACCUACUCUUGCCGACACCCGAUCGACAAUGUUCAGCGCCUACCCUUUCCGACACCCGAUCGACAAUGUUCAGCUCAUACCCUUUCCGACACCCGGUCGACAAUGUUCAGCUGCUAUACUUUCCGACACCCGGUCGACAAUGUUCAGCUCCUACUCUUUCCGAUACCCGGCCGACAAUGUUGA